AUGCAUCUUUCUAAAGAAUCGCGCAUUCAGAUGGCUAUUUCAGCUUAUCAGAAAGGCCAGGUUAAAUCAAUUAAACGCGCUGUGGCCCUUUUUGCUGUCCCCGAAAGCACUAUUCCGACCCGAAUUUCUACGUGGAAUGGCCCAGGAUUUCUACUUCGCAGUGGCUCCCAGGUUUCUAAUGUCCCAGUCGUUUACAUCGAACUCAUUUACAGCAGCCUAUCGCAACUUUCUGUCAAUUAUGACUUCCUUAUAACUUCGUUCAUCACCAUCCUUACCGCCGUAUGCGAUAUCGUAUGGCGUAUCACCGCUCAAAGCGCAAAGCAGAACCAUCCAAAGGUUAUAGGCCGGUGGUUUGAGACCGUACGAGCGACCUAUUCCAAGAACACGGGCAUUACAUGA
Messenger RNA from Aspergillus terreus NIH2624, 399 nucleotides. RefSeq lists its product as uncharacterized. The record is from RefSeq and is a predicted model, not a curated record. The transcript has 2 exons. NCBI's taxonomy places the organism in Eukaryota, Fungi, Ascomycota, Eurotiomycetes, Eurotiales, Aspergillaceae. The coding region runs from base 1 to 399 and encodes 132 amino acids.